Messenger RNA from Mizuhopecten yessoensis (Yesso scallop), 2442 nucleotides. Its product is annotated as oocyte zinc finger protein XlCOF6-like. Gene Ontology annotation, biological process: regulation of transcription by RNA polymerase II. The record is from RefSeq and is a predicted model, not a curated record. Gene Ontology annotation, cellular component: nucleus. Lineage: Eukaryota; Metazoa; Mollusca; Bivalvia; Pectinida; Pectinidae. Gene Ontology annotation, molecular function: sequence-specific DNA binding; DNA-binding transcription factor activity, RNA polymerase II-specific. The annotation marks the transcript as partial. The transcript is spliced from 5 exons.
GCCAUCGUGACCAUAGAUUUCAAAAAACCAAAGAGAGGGAAGGUCAAGGUACCAACUACUCCUACAACACCAAUGAAAGCAAAUACAAACAAGCAUGAGCCAUCACCAGAGGAGUUUAACACAUUCCUAAAGGAACUGAAUGACCUUCCUGUUGUUGUCAAUAUUUUGUCAACAGUUUCAGAAUAUUGCACACAGUUUCAACAGGAGCCUGAAACUAACCCGAAUUUGCCAACCCCUUUGACAAGCAUCAAAAUUACUGGCCCAAACAUUUCCAUUAAGGAUGUCCACAAUGCUUACAAAGUGACUCAGGAGGAGUGUGACUUUUUAGAAAAAUCAACCACUCAGCAGUCAGCUUUUAAGCUCUGGUCAGUGCAUCGUGAGGGGAGGAUAACAGCAUCAAUUAUCCAUAGUGUUGUUCAUACCAACCAGGAUCAUCCCAGCAAAUCUGUGAUGCAGGCAAUUUUCCAAGAACAAAACAAACAGCAUGCAAAAUGUGCUGCAACCGAGUGGGGGGUCACCCAAGUAUACGUACAUGUUUGAGUUGAGAUUCAGAUACAGUGUAGGCGAUGAACUGAAUAUGAACAGGAAAUAAGAAACGGUGAAGAUCGUACGUUUUAUGUGUCGCUACAUGUCGGUAGUAUAUAUCAGAUACGGACAUUAGUACUACGACUUUAAAGCGUUCAGCAGAUUUGGAUUAGUAGCACAAAGUUAGCGGCAAAAUGUGAUGAAAACACCGACAUGAAACUGAUGAAAGACACUACUGUACAGAAAGAAAAUGGAACCUGAUACAGUUAAACAGGAACCAGAUUUCUCUAUACAACCAUUACAGGAUGGAGAAAACCUACCUACAAUAUGUCUUAAAGAAGCAAAGUACAAGGGGAAUACUGUUGACAUUCAACCAAGUAGUCAAAAAUCUGAAUGUCUGGAUAUACAUGUUUACAGAAAUAUGGAGUAUGGUGCAAUGAAAUAUCAAGAGAGUUUCAGAGAAACCCCUGACAAAGAUGAACCUGCCAGUGCACUGUUUACUUCUAAGAAGGAAGGUCCAGAUGCUGCAGCAGAAACAGAGAUGAAAAAAACAUAGACAGACAAGAAGAGAAUGUACAAAAUGAAGAAAACUGUGCUUCACUGCCCAGGCAUGAGUUAGAUGGCACCUGUACUGUGAAAGAACAAAAAAAGCCAAAUCCUGAUAAAAAGAUGAAGAAAUUGUUUAUCGACUGCCAGCACAAGUGUCCACCAUGUGAUACAAUGUUCCCGAACAUUUCACAUCUGAUAAGUCAUCUUAAAACUCACAGAAAAAUAAAUAAUCAGAAAUCUAAAAGACUGAGGGCUGCAGAUCUAGAGGACCUGCAGGUAGUUCCAAAGAAAUCGAAAGCUAGCAAUUCCGAAGGUGAAUGUAGAGGUGUCAGUGCAGAUGUGCAAGUGAAACAGGAAAUAGAAACUUUGAAUGAGGAGUCAUGGCCUGAACCAGAAAUCAGCAAAGAGAUGAGACUCAAAUUUCAAGGAAACAAUUACCCUGAUGAGGGACAUGAAAGAAAUGCCGAAUCUUUUUUAAGAAACCAUCAACCAAUUAACACAGAAAAGCAGAUUAGUUGUUGGGAGGAUGAACGUAAGAUUGUGAAAAAGCAACAGAGAUGUUUGUAUUCGUACCAGGGAGAGAACAAAUCCACCGGAACUUUAUAUGGUCAGGAUACGGAUCCAUUGGACAAACUGGAUAUUCACAUCAGGACAGAUACAAAAAAAGUACCAGGCAGCAUCGCCAGUUGUAGUACAGAAUUUAGCAUGACAAACUACAUACAAAAACUCUGUAAGUGCAAUGUAUGUGAUGAUGUAUUUUCUUCACCCGAACUGCUAAGAAGACAUUUCAUGACUGAACAUGCCACUUUAUCUAAGAAAUCAGGUGAUGCAAAGCGAUUAUGUGAGAGUGUUGAGAAUUAUGACACCGAGUCUCCCACUGGAAAAAUACUCUCCACAGAAAAGUUAAUUGCUGAGGAAUUACAGGAGUCGAACCAUAAACAGAAAACCUCUAAUGAAGUCACUAAUGUAAAUUCAGAAUGGGGCAUCUGUGGUGAGAAGUGGAAUUCACAAAGUCAGUACAAAAGCCAUAUAUUGACAAGACAUGCAACAAAGCACAAAGGAAAAUUAGGCAUAUUUUUCAAAUGUAACAUCUGUGGGCAAAAAUGUUCUGGGAAGUAUGUUUUCGAGAGUCACCUGAAAAGACACACAAGCAGGGAAAGAUCAUUCAAGUGUAAUACAUGUGGUAAGAGUUUUUUCCGAAAAGGUGAAUUAGUUAGACACAUGAAGAUUCACACUGGCGUGUUUGAAUACACCUGUGAUAUUUGUAGGAAAGGAUUUCACGACAAGGGAUCUUUACAAAACCAUAUAAGAAAACACAAAUGUGAGGAAACAGAUACAUGUACAAAUUUAAGGAAGAGUUCUAAACCU